Molecule: messenger RNA, 615 nt
Organism: Lactuca virosa
Lineage: Eukaryota; Viridiplantae; Streptophyta; Magnoliopsida; Asterales; Asteraceae
Source: the annotation of a GenBank genome assembly
AUGAAUACCGAUCAAGAAAACUUGAAGAAUUUGGAAAGAUCGGGUACCGAUGAACUCGAAUGGUCGCUAAAUCUUAACGAUUUCGAACUGAGGCUAAUUCGUGAGAUUAUCAGCAACGGCGACAUCGCCACAGUACUACAACUGCAACACCACCAACCAAAAUCGCCAGAAAAUUCAACAAAAUUUCCGGCAACGGGUACGACUGCAACUCCUCCCGUAGACGUGGCAAUGAACAGGGAUUUCACAGCAGGGCAAUGCAAUGAGAUGGUGGUUUCCGGUUUAAAGGAUCGCCGACCUCUGCUACCAUCACUGCCGGAGAAGAGGUACAGAGGCGUUAGUCUACGGCGGUCAGGAAAAUUCUCGGCUGAGAUAUGUUCACGAAGUAGGAGGCUGUGGCUGGGGACGUACGAUACGGCGGAGGAAGCUGCUAUGGCGUUCGAUCGAGCAGCUAUUAAGGAACGUGGAUCACAUACCUUUCUUAACUUCCCGGAUUUGAUCGGAACCCUAAAUGUAAGCCCUGAAAAAGAUACCAACAAGAAACUAUCGCUGUGGUCGGAGGGUUCACCGGAAUCAUCAACAAACAAUCACCUGAAGCAGAAAAGCGCCGCUGUUUAA